Molecule: messenger RNA, 1479 nt
Organism: Humulus lupulus (European hop)
Lineage: Eukaryota; Viridiplantae; Streptophyta; Magnoliopsida; Rosales; Cannabaceae
Product: flocculation protein FLO11-like
Exons: 2
Coding region: 1-1479 (492 amino acids)
Source: RefSeq, a predicted model, not a curated record
AUGAAGCAAAGAGCCAAUCGCCGUCGUUCCCGUCUCCGGUCUUCUUCUGUCCCCGAUGUGCCGGUCUCUCCUUCUCCGGAGGUGGCUGUCUCAUCCUCUGUGGAUGCAUCUGUGCCAUCUGCAGUCGCCACAUCACCCAGUCGAGUUGUGUCUCCUGCCCUUGAUUCUAGUGUGGCUAUUGUUUCGGUUCUGCCUACCGUCGCAGAGUCAUCUCCGUCGUCGUCCCUUCCCGAGGUGGUGACUGGGUCUGUUCCUACCGUUAGUUCCUCCGGCAAAGUCCUCCAUGCUCGUCCGCCUUCUUCUGUUGGUAAGUCCCCUAAAUGCAUUACUCGUUCCUCUACUGAGUCUGCGUCCUCCCCUGUUCCAUCCUCUCCAUUGCCGACCCCCACCACACCAUCUAUUCCUUCUCUUAAGUCGUCUGUUAAACCGUCCUUAACCAAAACCCCCAAGGCUCGGUCUGCCUCCAAACCCGCACCCCCACCUCAACUCGCUCCCCCACCCAAUCCCGCACCCAAACCUGCACCCCCACCCCAACCCAAACCCGCACCUCAACCCCAAUCCACACCAACACCCCAACCAAAACCUCAACCAUCGCCUACCCCAAAGCCCCAGGUUCCUGUGCGGUCCAAAGGAAAAGCUAAAAUGCAUGAGUCCUCACCUCUUCCCAAACCACCGGCCUCAAAACGUAAACCCAAGGUCACUCCGGUUGCACCAUCUCCUAAAAAGUCCAAGCUUAUCACUAGUUCUAAGGAUUCUGUAUUUGUUGAUCCAUCGUCUAUUCAAUACUUUGUUGAUGCAACCAAGGCCUCGCACUAUCAGAGAUGGUUUGCUUCUAGGCAGUGGGUUAAUACCGUGUCUAAAUUGGUGUCCCCUCAUCCCAUUCUCAUUAGGGAAUUUUAUGCAAAUUUAGAUAAGUCUAUUGUCGAUGGGAAAAAUGAGGACUUUCUUACUGCAUUUGUUCGAGGUAGUCGUAUCAAAUUUGCACCAUCCACUAUAUCCCGUGCACUAAAGAUUCCAAAAGUUCUUAAACCUGCAUAUAAUAAGUCAUAUCGUCCAGAUCAAUCUACAAUGGGUCAUGUUUUAACUGGCCAGCAUGAUUAUGUGUGGGGGAAUCAUGAGAUUCCAGUGACUAAAUUGACUCCCUUCUAUCGGAUUCUGCAUCGUGUGGCCCUCUAUAAUUGGUUUCCCAAUUCUCACCUUUCCUCUAUAACUCUUGAGAUUGGGAAAUUUUUAUAUGCUGUGGGUACCAGCGUGUCAAUUGAUUUGGCUACUCUAAUUUUUGAUCGUAUUGUUGAUGUCGCCUCCUCCACUGGUACUCGUAACAAGUUGCCAUUUCCGAGCCUGAUUCAGCAGAUUAUUCAAUCUGCCAAACCAUCGCUGACCUUUCAUGACUUUCAGGUUCCCAAUCCUAUUUUGAGUAAAGGAUUUUUGGCCACUCUUAAAAGGAAAGUCUCCUCUACUGCUCCUUCUUCUUCAUAG